UCUCUCCCCUCCUCAACCCCAUAUCAUUCCCACACCCCGCUAUAUUCUAUGUCCACUUAUUUUCUUGGCCCAUCAAUCAUACCGGAGCAACCAAUUUUCUCACUCCAAACGUAGCAAACUCUCCCAUUCAAUGGCCGCUUGUAUUCACUCCUCGGGAACAGACAACGUCCAGACCAACCCACUUUCCUUCGACCCAAACAGGUCCCAAAUCGAUGAUGUCUACAAUUACGCAAAAUUCUGCAUAGACAUCCCCGGGCUUGUUUCAUCCAUCACCAAAAUUCACCCAAAAACAAUCCCUUCACGUAAAGCCAUUGACACCGUGGAUCAAGAUGAUCUGUGGCUGAAAAUGAGAGAUGAAGCUCGAUCAGACGUUGAACAAGAACCCAUAUUGUCAAGCUUCUAUUUCAGUUCAAUCCUGUCCCACAACUCCCUAGAAAGCGCUCUCGCCAAUCACCUCUCAAUGAAAUUGAGCAAUUCCAGUCUUCCUACUACUACCCUCUGUGAUAUUUUCCUGGGUGUGUUCGCAGAGGAUCAAAAAAUCAUGAGAGCCGUUGGAGAUGAUCUGAGGGCUAUGAGAGAGAGAGACCCUGCCUGUAUUAGCUAUGUCCACUCUUUCUUGAAUUUCAAGGGCUUUCUUGCAUGCCAAGCUCAUAGGGUGGCACAUAAGCUGUGGUCACAAGGUAGGAGAACCUUGGCUCUGCUCAUUCAGAACAGGGUGUCUGAGGUUUUUGCAGUGGACAUCCAUCCCGGGGCGAGGAUCGGACGGGGGAUAUUGCUCGAUCAUGCCACCGGAGUUGUGGUCGGGGAGACGGCUGUCAUCGGAGAUAAUGUGUCAAUUUUGCAUAAUGUGACAUUGGGUGGGACUGGCAAGACUUGGGGGGAUAGGCAUCCUAAAAUUGGUGAUGGGGUUUUAAUAGGGGCAGGGACUUGUGUUUUGGGCAAUGUUAGGAUUGGUGAUGGGGCUAAAAUUGGUGCUUGCUCAGUUGUGUUGAAGGAAGUGCCAUCAAGGACCACUGCAGUUGGGAACCCGGCUAGGUUGAUUGGAGGAAAGCUUAAUAAGAUCCCGGGUUUGACCAUGGACCAUACUUCGUACGCGGAAUGGUCCGAUUAUGUUAUUUAAAGGAGUUCACGGUCGCGACUACACUUAGCAUUUCUCUUUUAUUUAGAGACCCGCUCACAACUUUGUACCUUCCUUAGUUUAUUGGGACUUGGGUACGUUGUUUGUGUGUUUUAAGUGAGAACUUAAGUUCUCCUAUUGCCUAACAAUAAUGUAUACUUUUGAGUUCUAUCAUAGUAUGUUGUAAAUGCUAAGCUAUAUGGUCUUGGAAUUUUGUGGUUUUAUCAUCUUAACAAGUUGCCAAGAUCACACACUUGUAUUAUGGGUAUGGAGUAAUAGACGCAUGCUUUUUUUUGUUGUCA
Molecule: messenger RNA, 1419 nt
Organism: Cornus florida
Lineage: Eukaryota; Viridiplantae; Streptophyta; Magnoliopsida; Cornales; Cornaceae
Product: serine acetyltransferase 1, chloroplastic-like
Exons: 1
Coding region: 131-1120 (329 amino acids)
Cellular component (GO): cytosol; cytoplasm
Molecular function (GO): L-serine O-acetyltransferase activity
Source: RefSeq, a predicted model, not a curated record